UAUCUUCUCCCGCUAAAUACAUUAAUGGAGUGAACCAUGAAAGACUCACGAAAAUCUGUUGCAGAAGAAAUGGGUUUCUGGGUUUUAUCAUUUCUUUCUAGUUGAGUAAGUUCUUAAGCUGAAUUCUAUACCUUUUUAUUUCAUUUUUUCCUGAUAAAAAUGCUGUUUUUAUGUUGAAAUGAAGUGAAAUGUUACUCUGAAAAAUGCUAAGAACUCUAGUAUACGUUCUUAAUGAGCACUUCUAUUGUAUUAUGUGAGAAUUUUACAUUAUUUAAUACCAACAAAAGAUUACAUCUUUACAACAUUAGUAGUACAAACCCUAGUUCUUUGAUCACUUCUUCUAUGGUGUCAUCAUCAUUAAUUGGAAGAAGAAGGAAAAGAAAUUGUAUGUUUAUUACAAAAGCUAAGAAUGAUGAAAAAUGGGGUUCAAAAAAGAAAAGACCAUGGUGGAAGAAAUUCUUUUUAGAUGAAGAUGCUAAUUGGCUUGGUUUAGAAGAGAAAGAUUUACUGGAAGAAGAAGUAGAAUUAGAAUUCCCCACUGGUGAUGAAAAAUUAUCGGAGGAAGAGAAGUUCGAAGCGUGGAAGAGGAGAGCGGAGGCAAUUACGGAAUUACGCGAAGCACAAGAGGAUAUGAAAAAUGUGGAGAAUGGAAUGUGGGAAGAUUGGCUUGUUGAAGAUGGGCCGGAUUCUCAAGUUUAUGGUGGAGACUGGAGUGAUAUUAUUGAGAACAGUGUAAAUGAGGUUCGUGCUGAUCCGAGUGAAAUGAUGCCUGAAAGAGGCUUAGUUAAAACUGUAAAGGAUUUAGUUUUCGGCAUGGAAGAAGAUGAUUUAUUAUAUGAAGAUCGCGUGUUUCAGUAUGCCUCGUCAAAUUCUGCUAAAUUCUUGGCAGUGUUGGUGUUAAUACCUUGGGCUUUGGACUUUGUUGUGCAUGACUUUGUUCUCAUGCCAUUAUUGGACAGAUAUGUGAAGACUGUACCACUUGCAGCCGAGUUUUUUGAUGUACGGAGACCGCAAAAACUUCAAAUGGUGAAGGAAUUGAAAAUUGAGAGAUCAAGUUAUAGGCUUGAAGCGGAGAUUGGUAAAUCACCUCCUCUUUCCGAUGAUGAGGUUUGGUUGCAGUUGCGGCCUAAAGCGUUAGAGUUAAGAGAUGAAUGGAGAUUAGAAAACCGGAGAGCAUUUGCAAAUAUAUGGUCAGAUAUGGUAUUUGGGGUAGCGCUUUUUAUGCUUUUAUACUUCAAUCAAAGCAAAGUGGCUUUGCUAAAAUUUACAGGGUACAAACUAAUAAAUAAUAUUUCAGAUACCGGAAAGGCAUUCCUUAUUAUUCUUAUUACUGAUAUAUUUUUGGGUUAUCAUUCUGAAUCUGGUUGGCAGACUUUGCUAGAAGUACUGGUCGAUCAUUAUGGGCUUGAGGUGGAUCAAUCUGCUAUAGUCCUUUUCGUCUGCCUCGUUCCAGUUGUUAUUGAUGCGUGUGUGAAACUUUGGUUAUUCAAAUUCCUUCCAAGAUUAUCUCCAAAGGUGUCCAACAUUUUCCGGGAAAUGACACGUCAUUAGAGCUCACAUAUUGGGGUUUUAUUUCUCACCACAUUCCAGAAAUCACCAGAACAGGUUACCUCAUUGUCAAUCUCCAGCUUGGUGAAGUGGAGAGAACUAAAGCAAUUCUUCGCAGGUAUAACUGCAAUGUCAUUGAAACUGUAAAGUCUAUGUAAUGCCUAUAAGGUCGAAAACUAAACCUUUCUUUUAUAAAUUACCAAUAAAAAAUCACAAGAUUGUCCAUUUCUACAACUAUACAAGUCACAUUUUCACCUAGUAAUUUAUGGAAUUACAGUAUAUAUUUGAUACGAAA
Molecule: messenger RNA, 1843 nt
Organism: Papaver somniferum (opium poppy)
Lineage: Eukaryota; Viridiplantae; Streptophyta; Magnoliopsida; Ranunculales; Papaveraceae
Product: chloroplast envelope membrane protein-like
Exons: 7
Coding region: 232-1551 (439 amino acids)
Cellular component (GO): membrane
Source: RefSeq, a predicted model, not a curated record